AAGCAUUCAUUUUGCAUUUAUUUCCCUUUUAAUCCCCAUUUAUUUUGGUAAAACUGUACAUUUUCGUAUUUGUACAGUGUGUAAAUUAUUUUUAAAAGUCAGCUCUACAUUUUAAAUGUCCACCUGUGAGGAAUCUCCUCUCUCUGAGGAGUGAGGAGUGAGGAGAGAGGAGGAGCGAGGGAGUGAGAGCCGCGGCCCCGACAGGGCUGGAGGACCACCGCUUGCCAACUUCUCUCCGGCCAUGUGCGGCCAGUAGGAGGAGCCAUGCGCUGAGGUGUUUGAGAAGGUGACGCCGUAAAGCAGGCCAGUGUGUCGCAAACCAGGUGUUGUUGUUUUUUUUGCAAGAGGAGGGGGGAAGGUGAUGUCGUAAAGCGGACAGGAGAAGGGAGGGGUGAGAGGAGGAGGUGGGGGACAGGAGGAGGAGGAGGAGGAGGGAGGAGGUGACUCGCGAGCGGCUGCGCUUCAGACUCAGCGAGAGGAUCAUGGCGGAUGGCCCCAGGUGUAAGCGCAGGAAACAGGCCAACCCGAAGCGGAGCAGCGUGACAGACUUUAACAGCGGCCUGGAGGCCAGCUCGGACUCGGACGACGAGGACAAGCUGCACAUCGUGGAGGAGGAGAACCUCCAGGAGGCCGAGGCCGCCAACGCCGCCGGGACCAGAGCGCCGGCCGGCCAUGGCGCCGCCGCCAAAACAACCGCCGCCAAAAACGCCGCCAAAAACGCCACCGUCACAGUAUUACCCCUCAACGGCUCCUUGAACGGAGUGAAGGAGGAGUACGUGUCAGAAGAAGAGGAAGAGGAGGCCGAGGAGAAGGAUGCCCUGGUGGACGAGAUCCUCCAGCAGGGGGACACGGCCGUCAUCUAUCCCGAAGCCCCGGAGGACGAGCACAGUCCGGCGGAGAUGGGCGGCGCCGACGAAAACGGCACGCCGGACUCCUUCUCCCAGCUGCACACCUGCCCCUACUGCUCCCGGGGCUACAAGCGCAACGCCUCGCUGAAGGAGCACAUCAAGUAUCGCCACGAGACCAGCGAGGACAACUACAGCUGCACGCACUGCAGCUACACCUUCACCUACCGCUCGCAGCUGGAGAGGCACAUGAGCCACCACCGGGGCACCCGGGAGCAGCGCCACGUCUCCCAGUCCACCGGCGGCGGCGGCUCAGGAGGAAUCAGUGGAAACCGCAAGUUCAAGUGCACCGAAUGCUGCAAGGCCUUCAAGUACAAGCACCACCUGAAGGAGCACCUGCGCAUCCACAGCGGCGAGAAACCGUACGAGUGCUCAAACUGCAAGAAGCGCUUCUCCCACUCCGGCUCCUACAGCUCCCACAUCAGCAGCAAGAAGUGCGUGGGGGCGGCGGCGCCUCCCAACGGCGCUCCCCGAGCGUCGAUCAAAUCCCCGCCGCCCGCCGCCCAGACCGCGCCGGCCGCCAUCGCUCCGGCCCGCGUGAUCCUCAAGGAGAAGGCCGACAGCAAGCCCCUCCAGGAGCAGCUCCCCGUCACCCAGAUCAAAUCUGAGCCCGUGGAAUACGAGUGCAAGCCCGCGAUGGCGGCGCCGGCGCACGUACCGCAGUCCGUGGUUGCGUCGGUGGGGGGCCUCCCCCAGGGCGUGGCCAUGGUCGUGCCGACGGUGGGCCUCAUGUCGCCCAUCAGCAUCAACCUGAGCGACUUGCAGAACGUGCUCAAGGUGGCGAUGGACGGCAACGUGCUGCGGCAGGUGCUCGGCACGGCCAACGGCGUGGUGGCGCAGGGCAAGCAGGGCUUCGUGGUGCAGCAGCCGCAGCAGCAGAUCAUCAGCCUGCCGGCGUUCGUGGACCACGACGGCACCACGAAGAUCAUCAUCAACUACAGCAUCGGCCCGGCGGCCGGCGCCACGAUGCACACCGCCGCGUUCAUCGCCAGAACCAAUCCCGCCCCGCUCCCCAUGGUCACCGCGGCGCCCACGCCCACCAAGACCGACAAACCCUCAACCCCGGGGGUGACCGACCUCUCCGUCGUGAAGACGGAGCCGGAAACGGUGGCCGUCACGGCGGCGGGGGUCGCGCGGCCGCGAUCGACCCCGAAGGUCUCCGGCACCGGCGCGUGCACGCUGUGCGACGACUGCCCCGACAACCUGGAGGCGCUGCACCUGCUGCAGCACCUCAAGGCGGCCAACGGCGAGGCGGUGGACUCCGCCGCCCUGGACCCGUCGUUCGCCGCUCUGCUCAGCGAGGCCGGCGUGACGCUGGAGGAGCCGCCGGUGGACGACCUCCUCUCGCUCCUCAGGGCCUACUUCGCCUCCAACGCCGACCCCGGCGAGCGGGAGCUGACCGAGAUCUCGGAGUCCGUCCGCGUCCACGUGGACGUGGUCCGGAAGUGGUUCGCGAAGAUGAACUCGGGGAGGAACGCGGGCGGCGGCCGCCGCGGAAAAGCCACGGCGGUGGCAAAGAACGCCGUCUCGGGGGACGCCUCCCGGGAGACGUCCGACAAAGCCUCGUCAGAAUCCGGCGGUUCCCCGUCGGACUCCUCGCCGCUGAGCCUCAACGCCGGCGACCUCGUCAUCAUUAAGAGCGAGCCGGAAGACCCGAUGGACUCCCAGGCCGAGCCGCUCGACCUCUCGUUCCCGAAGCACGCGGCGGCGGCGUUGGAGAAGGCCGCGCCUCCUCCCGCCAAGCAGCAGGAGCAGCCCCUGAACCUGACCUGCCUGAGGAAGGAGCAGCUGGACGGUCGCACCAUCUACGUCGCCGCCGCCGCGCCUCGGGGCGGAGCGCCCGUGAGCAUCGUCUCCGCCGCGCAGCUGCCCACGCUGGUGGCCAUCGCCGGGCAGGGCUGCCUCAACGGCGCCGCCAAGCGCACCAUCCUCAUCCCCCAGCUCACGUACACCUACGCCGCCGUGGCCGGCAGCGCCACGGGGGCGAAGACGGUCGUACUGAACGGCCACAAGCAGGAGAAGAGGCCGGACGUGUCGCCGGCGGACGAGCAGAGCGACUCGGAUUCGCCGGCGCUGAUGAAGAAGCGGCGGCUGGACAACGGCGUGUACCCGUGUGACCUCUGCUCCAAAGUCUUCCAGAAGGGCAGCUCGCUGCUCAGGCACAAAUAUGAACACACAGGGAAACGCCCCCACGAGUGCCCCGUCUGCAAGAAGGCCUUCAAGCACAAGCACCACCUGAUCGAGCACUCGCGGCUGCACUCCGGGGAGAAACCCUACCAGUGCGACAAGUGCGGGAAGCGCUUCUCCCACUCCGGCUCCUACUCCCAGCACAUGAACCACCGCUACUCGUACUGCAAGAAGGACGGGCCGGGCUCCGGGUCCGGCUCGGGGGCGGAGCCGGAGCUCGGCGUUCGGUCGGAGCUUGGCAGCCCCGGCGCCGGACUGCGCUCGGACAGCCGGACCACGAGCCCGCCCUCCCAACUGGACUCGGACGAGAGGGAGAGCGGCGAGGAGGACGAGGAGGAGGAAGAGGAGGCCAUGUGCAUGGACGACAUCCGGGUGGUGCAGGUGGACGACGAUGAGUGUGAGAUCUACGAGGGUAACUUUGAGGAGGAGGAAGAGGAAGGGGAAGGGGAGGAGAUGUUAGAGGAAGACGCGACUGGAGAGGAAGAGGUGGAGGGGGAAAAGGAGGACGAGAAGGUCGCCUGUGAUGUGAUGGAGGUCGAGAAGAGAGACGGAGAGGUGGGAGACGGAGAGGUGGGUGACGCGACGGAAGAAAAGAAGGAGGCGAGCGACAUGGAGAAAGAGGAGGAGGAGGAGAUGCCAGACUGUGAAGCUAAUACGGACAAAAGCGCCCGGGAGGAGUCGGGCGGCGGCGAACCCUCAGAGGAGGAAACAAACGCCAAAUAAAGGACGAGAUCUCGAAGACGAGGCGACUGAGACAAAACGGUCUAAACCACCUUAACGACCUUAAGGAUCUUAACGACCAUAACGAUCUUAAGGAUCUUAACGACCGUAACGAUCUUAACGACCGUAACGAUCUUAAGGAUCUUAACGACCGUAACGAUCUUAACGACCUUAAGGAUCUUAACGGCCGUAACGAUCUUAAGGCUCCUAACGAUCUUAACGACCUUAACGACCUUAAGGAUCCACUACUGUGUACAAAACCCAGGUGUGCCUGAACUUUGAAGACAAAAAAAAGAAAAACUAAAGUGACUUUUUUUCCCCUCUGUCUCCCUCUGGUGGAAAUGAAAUAUCAGUGUUAAAAAUUGUUUAUAGAAGUACAGAUUUUAAAGCAGAACUCACCCGUUACUGAGACAUCCCAGGUCGUUUUAUCGUUUGUUUGUUUGUUUUCAUUUGGUCAGUGUUACUACACGUGUUUAACUUUUAACCUGUAUAGACGAGAGAGAAAACAUUUCUAGACCUUUUUAUUGCCAAUGAAGUUUCCUAAAUCAGUAUUUUAUUGAGUUCUACGAACAAAAAAAACCUCUGCACUACAGUAUUCCUGGUUUAUGGAGACAUGCCUCACGCAUCGUAUGCCCUUCAGUGUUAUAGACGUACGCCAGCCAGCGGGAUGUCGUUAGCGUUAGUGUCCGCUAGCUGGCUUUAGCUUUUUUUUAAUCAUUAUUUUCACUUUUUGACUGUUAGCCUUAAGGAAAGUAUUCUUGGGGGAGGGGUUGUGGGCGGGGUGGGGAGGUGGCGCCAUAACCAAAUGUGUCCUAUCAGGGGAGGUGGAGUCACAACUUUAAAGCCAGCAUCAGGCGGGGGGGGGGUGGGUCUCCGGGUGACGAUUCAAAAGCGGCUCCGCCUCGGCCUCCGCUCCUGAACUUCUGCUUCUUCAGGCCGACUUCGGGUUCUUGAAGUCGGCAUUCCGAGCGCCGUUACCACAUGACGUCAUACUGCACGUGUGUGUGUGUGUGUGUGGGAGGAGGAGCCGGUGUCUGUUGCUCCGCCCCCAAAAAGCCCUCCAGCCUUAUGCAAGACCUGCGUGCUGUUACAAGUGCCAUUGAACAGUGUUAUUGUUUCUUCUUCUUCAGUGUUAUGUGUGUGUGUGUGUCCCCCCCCCCCCCCCCGCUGUCACUUAUGCCAUGUUGACUGAUGUUUGUUGCAGCUAGUUGAGCCACGAUUACGAGAAGAAGAAAAAAAGAUGCUUCCUGUGAAAAACAAAGUUUUAAAAGGGGAGGAGCGAGUGGAAACCAUUGAGAAGCAGUCCAGACCGAGCUUCACACGCGGAUAUGAAACGCCUCGUGAACGUUGACAAGUUUCCUCCGUUUUAUUGUUUUUAUGAGAGUUAAAUGUCUUCUGAAGUCACGAGUUAAAAAGAAAAUAAAAAAAGUUUACAUUAAGUGCUUUAAAAAAAGAUUAAAAAUGAAGAAAAUCUUCUCUUUAAAAGCAGAUUGAAGUAUUCAAAGAAUAAAUAAUAACGAAUUAUAAACUAGCAGGGGAUGUUUUCCACUUCACUCCGACAUUUACAGAACAACAAGAUCAAUCUUUUAAGUCAAAUUAAGACAUUGAGUGUUUUUACUUCUUUUUUUUUGCCAAACUUGUGCACUUGUUGUUUCAGAUGUGAAAUAUAAAGAUGAUUUGUGUCUCUUCAGGCGACGAGCGAAGGGUUUUCAGUUGUUUUACCGAACAGUGUUUUUAAAUAUGUCUGUUUUAUUGUUUCAUGUGUGUGUCCUUUGUAUGUGUUUUAGUUUUUUUCCACGAUGGCAGUAUUAGAACCCUUUCACAGAUUAAAAAAUAAAUAAAAAAAUGUUA
Pseudoliparis swirei is the source of this 5663-nucleotide messenger RNA. RefSeq names its product zinc finger E-box binding homeobox 1a (gene zeb1a). The coding region runs from base 483 to 3815 and encodes 1110 amino acids. Gene Ontology annotation, biological process: regulation of transcription by RNA polymerase II; anatomical structure development. The transcript is spliced from 10 exons. The record is from RefSeq and is a predicted model, not a curated record. Gene Ontology annotation, molecular function: RNA polymerase II cis-regulatory region sequence-specific DNA binding; DNA-binding transcription factor activity, RNA polymerase II-specific. Lineage: Eukaryota; Metazoa; Chordata; Actinopteri; Perciformes; Liparidae.